Molecule: messenger RNA, 4932 nt
Organism: Moesziomyces antarcticus
Lineage: Eukaryota; Fungi; Basidiomycota; Ustilaginomycetes; Ustilaginales; Ustilaginaceae
Exons: 1
Coding region: 1-4932 (1643 amino acids)
Molecular function (GO): guanyl-nucleotide exchange factor activity
Source: RefSeq, a predicted model, not a curated record
AUGUCGACGUCGCAGCAUCACGACGCUCACGGCCGGCCAUAUCGGCAGGCAUCGCAGGGAUCGUACUCGCACUCUUCCUACGACCGGCAGCGCGACCAGGCCUCUGACCCUUAUCAUACCGACGCUCGGACGGCAUACGGUCCGUAUGAUCCUCGCUACCCCUACGGCCAGCCCGAGCCUUCUCAGGGUCACGCUUGGACCGCCCAACAGUCGCAAGCACCGGGCGCAUCCGUGCCAGCAUACGCCCAGCCGCAGCAGCAGAGCUCAUACGAUCCUGCAGAUCGACUGGACCGCAUGCACAUUUACGACCAAUCAACGCAGUCCGCAAUGCAGCAGCAGCAGCAAUACUAUCCAUCACGCGCCGCUUCGGCGUCCAGCAACCGGAAUCCUGCUCUACCCAGCUAUUCCCACACAGCAGAGCCUAUGAGACAUCAAGGCGCACAUCCAGUCACCUACAGUGCUGUUCCUACGACCAAAUCAUACUACACAGGUCGUAGCGAGCCUUCGGACCGCCCUGUCUCAACAGCAAGUGGCAUCAUCAGCUUGUAUACCGACGACACCGGCACGCCCCUGAUCGAUCAAUCUUCUCAGUUUGCAUCCGAAUCCGCGCCAGUUCCUCCCCUCCAGCAUGCAGUCUCUCAAUACGAAAGCACUGUAUCGGAUCACAACCGCUCAGCACAUCGCCCAUCGCAGCGAGCCAGCCGUCCGCUACCCGUCGCCCCUGCACCCCGCCCUUUGGAGCACACCAGCCUCCCUAGUCCAGGCGCCGCUCAGGAACAGUCCCGAACGCCUACAGGACCCCUCUCCCCCACCUUCCGCCACCGCACCGAUGGUGUCGAUCCGUACGCCUCUCAGCAGGGCUACUUCAACAGCGUCUCCCCGCCCCCGGCCUCCUCCACAGCAUGGUCGCCGCCUGUCACGCCUUCCGCUACCCAGCACAGUACCGCGCCCUCUUCUUCCUCCAACUCCGGUGCUGCGCCCUCAUGGAGCCCGUCUGCCAGCCAAUUUGGCACGCCGAGCAGCUCCUACGGCCAUCGCCCCUUGCCCUCCACCGCCACCUCGCUCGACCGCUCCUUUUCGCCUCCUCCUAGGGACGGUGCAAGCGCUUCGCCCCUCUCGUCCUUCCGCUCGCCAUCGUAUACGCAGGCAAGCGCCCGUAAUGCUCGAUCGCCCGCCCAAGGUCGAAGCGACUACGACCAGCGCUCCGACGCAGGCCGUGGCGCCGUCUCGCGUACACCGUCUGCCAAGCAGGGGCACACCGCCGAUUCCUCCUACGACCCGGACUCGCUCAACGCCGCCAACUCCGAUCGCGAAAGCUUGCGCCAGCGAACCCGCAGCGAAGCCUCCGACCUGUCCGUCCGUCCGAGCAGAUCCUACCGCCAGCCCUUGCCCCCCAUUCCUGGCGCCAACCCAAACGUCCAGGGCGGUGACUACCUGGGGCAUGGUCACCCUGCCACGGGACACGGCAAUCACUCCGCAGCCGGCGAUGUGUACCGUGCUCGCAUGCCUUCGCAGAACUCUCUCCAGCACCAGUCCAGCUUCUCGCAUCUGCCAGCCAGCAUCUCGCGCGCACCCUCCCAGCCCAGAGGCACGGCGAGUCCAGGCGACGAGAAGCGCCAGAUGGCGGACAAGUACAGCCACGAGAGGGUCGAUUCGCUCGCUUGGGAGCCCGUCUACAGCCCUCGGUCCAAGGUCGAGCACGCCCUUUCGCGCGAGGCACCACGCUUCAGCCGUGUGGAAGCGCCCGAGUGGUCACUUCUUUCCACCGUCGCGCUUCUCCUGCGCGCCAACGUGCCUCGCGGCGUCCAAAUCAAAGGCAGCAUAGACUACCCAAACAGCUUCACUGGCAAGGACGUGGUCUCCACGUUGCAAAAAUUGCUCCUUUCGGACACGGUCGGGUCUCGACACGCACUCGUCGUGUCGGGCGACGCCACCAGCGUGCGCCAGGUCGCCCUUUCGCUGGCAAAAUCGCUAAAGAGCCAGCUCUUCUUCCACGAGGUCGAUUGGGGCGAGAAGGAGCUCACAGACGAUGUUGACGAGGUAUACACCUUCCUCGAGGAUAGCCUCGCAGACAUGGGCUCAGCACCAGCCGACCCCGACGAUUGGACAGCCGGUCUGAAUCACAACGCCGCCUUCGACUCGAGUCUCGGCUUUUCUGUCGGUGGCGCCGCCGCCGACCAAGCUCGCAAGCCGGCCAGCACCGAUCUCGAUGAUUUGCCCAACGGUGUCUUUACUCCCCUGACUCGCUGCUACAGCCCGCUCUGUAGUCCGGGUCGCGCGUCGGCCUGCUACAGUCCGUCGUGUUCAAACUCGGCCACAAGCCCCCUGCGUUUGACAGUCACUGACUCGGACAGUAAGGCGGCGAGGCUCGGCGGCGUCUUGGACGGCGGGAUCACCGCAGAUCAGGCUCAGAAGAAGGCAUGGGCCGAGCUUGUUCCUCCGGAGUUGCUCAAAAACAUCCCUCAGGCUGAGAUCGCCCGCCAGAAUGCCAUUCUCGAAACGAUUCAGAAGGAGGAAGAAUUCCUGGCGGAUCUCGAGCUCUUGGAAUCGUUGUUCGUACAGGGCCUCCAGAAGCCCAGCGAUGCCGGUGACCCACCUCCGCUGCCGAUCGGGCCGGAGCGGGACGACUUCAUCCGCGAAGUUUUUGGCAACCAUCGCGAGCUGGCGAUCCACAUUCGAGCUUUGGUAGAGCGACUCCACAUCCGUCAGAGGGAGGAGAACCCAAUCAUUCAGACAAUCGGUGACCUCUUCCUCAGCGCAGCGCUCGACUGGGGCGAUGCUUACACAACUUACCUCAUCAACUAUCCGCUCGCCAUCAGCCGUGUCAAGCGCGAGAUGUCGGUGAAUCCUCGCUUCAAGGCGUUCGUGGAAGCCUGCAGGCGUCAUCCUGCAGCGCACAAGCACCCGCUUGAGAACUUUCUCUUUCGCCCGCCAGCACGUCUGCAGAGGUACCACUUGCAUCUCGAGUCGAUCCUCAAAAAGACAGAGGACGGCAACAACGACCGCGACAGCCUGCAGAACGCCAUCGACAUCAUCAAUGACCAGUGCAAGACCGCCCAGACGGGUGUCGAGUCGGCAGAGCUCAAGGUCAAGAUCCGAGAGUACGCGUACAAUCUGUCGGCGAAGCGCAACAAGCAUGCCAUCGACAUGGAUCUGCUCAACCCGGAACGCCAGCUCAUCCAUCAGGGCCGCGUGCUGCGCAAGCCAGACGCAUUCGACUUCGACUGGACCGAGCUGCUGGCCAUCCUCUUCGACAACUACUUCAUCGUCACCAAGCAGAAGAGGAUCGCUGAAGGUCCCGAUGACGAUCUUUCGAACGUUGCAUCCUCGUCUACGACAGCGGGAGCGCGCUUCGUGCUGGCCAAACGACCCAUCCCGGUGGAGAUGCUCGAGGUCACCGGUCUCACGGAGUCGUCCAUCUCUCGCUCCAUCGGCCUGAGCAACUUCCAUAUCAGCCGAGAGCGCGAAGCCCGCGAUUUUUGGCCCUUCACCAUCUCACAUUUGGGAGGCAAGAUCGAGCCCAUCGCACUGUAUGCGCCGUCGAAAGAUGCGAGGGACCAGUGGAAGGCCAAGCUGGACGAAGCCAUCGGCCUGCGCAUGGCGAUGCAAGACAGCAACCGGGUGUUCGACCAGCAAGUGCUGAGCGACGAAAUCUUUGCCAUCCCUCCUGCGAUUAGCUUGGAGCCAGACAGGCCUGUGCCAGGCGUCGAUCCGAGCGUCUUCCACGGCCGUGUCACGUGUGCGGUGCCUUUCGUGACCGCGGACGGACGACGGCUCGUGGCGGUCGGAUGCGCAGACGGUGUGUGGAUCGGGCUGCGCAAUGACCCCAAGUCGCUGCGCAAGGUGCUGCACCUCAAGUACGUCACGCAGUGUGCCGUGCUCGAGUCGUUUGGCAUCUUUGUGGUGCUGGCGGACAAGGUGCUCAUCUCGUACAGCCUCGAGGCGCUGGUGCCGACGACGUCGAGCAGCAAUUCUUCGCUGCGGCCGCCCCAGAAGCUCAGCGGCAACCGCGACGUGCUCUUCUUCAACGUCGGUGUGCUCAAGGACCGCACGCUGCUCAUUUACAUGAAGAAGAAGGCCAACGAGAGCGUUUUCCGCGCGCUCGAGCCCGUGCUGAAUGCGCCGCGUGGUCCCGAGGGCAAGUCCGGAUCGGGCUUCUUUGGCAAGUUCGGCAAGGACUCGAAGAACUCGGACUGGUUCCGCAUCUACAAGACGUUCUUCAUCCCGUCCGAGGCGUAUUCGAUCCAGUUCCUCAAGUCGAAGCUUUGCAUCAUCUGCGCCAAGGGCUUCGAGAUCAUGAAUCUGGACAGUCUGCUGCCAGGCACGAUCCCGGACUUUGUGCACGCCAACCGCGAGGACUUGCGAGUGCAGCAGCUGCAGAAGCGCGUGGAGACCGCCAAGCCGCUGGGCAUGUACAAGACCAGCGACGGCGACUUUUUGCUCUGCUACGACGCAUUUGCGUGCUACGUAGAUCGACUGGGCGAGCCGACGCGGCUGGAGCAGAUCAUCGAAUGGGAAGGUUUCCCCAAGCAGGUGGCCUUCUCGGGAGACUACGUGCUUGCUUUCGACUCGCGCUUUGUCGAGGUCAGGGACGCUCUGACGGGCCGCCUGGUCCAGAUCAUGCGCGGCAACGACUUGCACUACGUCUCCGGCAACAGCACCGUCACGUCGUCUUCGUCCGAGGCCGCACAGCUGGCCGCGCUCGAUGCCGAUGCGAACCCGGUGAUCUUCACCAAGCGCGAGCGCGUCGCCGGUCGCAUCCCCUUCGACUUCCAGAAGGUCGUAGAGCUUAGCCCGACGGGGCUCCCGGCCAAGUCCAGCGGCUAUGCUCCGCAAUUCCAGCGAUCGGGGACGGUCAUGUCGAACGGAAGCAGCUUAAGCGGCCGCCCGUCGGGACGUCCAUCCGUGGCGAGCUCGAGCAACUGGAUCUGA